Messenger RNA from Onychostruthus taczanowskii (white-rumped snowfinch), 2166 nucleotides. Its product is annotated as protocadherin gamma-B5-like. The annotation marks the transcript as partial. Lineage: Eukaryota; Metazoa; Chordata; Aves; Passeriformes; Passeridae. The record is from RefSeq and is a predicted model, not a curated record. The transcript has a single exon. Gene Ontology annotation, biological process: homophilic cell-cell adhesion. Gene Ontology annotation, molecular function: calcium ion binding. Gene Ontology annotation, cellular component: plasma membrane.
AACGUUUUCCACGUCGAGGUGGCAAUUGGGGAUGUGAAUGACAAUUCUCCGACCUUCAGCAAAGCUGCUCUGGACCUCGAGAUCGGUGAAUGGACGCUUCCCGGUGCUCGUUUUCUUCUGGAGAUGGCCAAAGACGCUGAUGUAGGAACAAACUCGUUGCUGACUUACGAACUCACCAGCAACCCUUCUUUCUCACUGUCCAUGAAGGAAAAGGCGGGUGGAAAAAAGCAGCCGGAAUUAGUGCUGGAGAGGGCGUUGGACCGAGAGAAGCAGAGCUCCUUUGAUUUGGUGCUGACUGCAGUGGAUGGUGGGGACCCCGCGAGAUCCGGAUCUGUCCAGAUUCGGGUCAACGUCACAGACGCAAACGACAACCCACCCGUGUUCACCAAAAGCGUCUAUGAAGCGAGAGUGGCAGAGAAUCUGCUGGCGGGGUCGCUGGUGCUGCGGGUGGUGGCCACGGAUGCAGAUGCGGGUUCCAAUGGGCGGGUCUCCUAUUCCUUCAGCAGCGUCCCGGAUACUGUCAAGGCGUUGUUCGCUAUCGACAGCGACAGCGGCGAGAUAAUGACAUCCGGUCCUCUCGAUUUCGAGGAGAAGAGUAAAUACAACUUCGGCCUGGAGGCGACGGACGGCGGCGGGCUCACUGAUCAUUGCGAAGUGCAGAUCGAUAUCAUGGACGAGAAUGACAACGCGCCCGAGAUCACGAUUCUGUCUCUCUCGAGCCCAGUGCCCGAAGACUCGCCGGCUGGCACGGUGGUGGCUCUGCUAAACGUGUACGACCCAGACUCGGGCGAGAACGGUCAGGUGUCGUGCGAGCUGUCGGGAGAGGCGCCGCUGUCGAUCGUGGCGUCGUCGGGCGGCUCGUACAAGGUGGUGACGGCGAGCGCGCUGGACCGCGAGCAGGCGUCCGAGCACCGCGUGACGGUGGUGGCCCGGGACCGGGGCAGGCCGGCGCUGUGGAGCAGCACGGAGCUGGUGCUGGAGGUGUCGGACGUGAACGACAACGCGCCGGUGUUCGAGGAGGCGGCGUACAGCGCGUACGUGGCGGAGAACAACGCGGCGGGCGCGCUGGUGCUGCGCGUGCAGGCGCGGGACGCGGACGCGGGCGCCAACGGGCGCGUGAGCUACUGGCUGGCGGGCGGCAGCGCGGGCGCGGCGGGCGCGGCGCCGCUCGUGUCGGUGGAGGCGCGGAGCGGCGCGCUGUACGCGCAGCGCUCCCUGGACUACGAGCAGCUGCGCGAGUUCACGGUGGCCGUGCGGGCGCAGGACGGCGGCUCGCCGGCGCGCAGCUCCACGGCCACGGUGCGCGUCUUCGUGCUGGACCGCAACGACAACGCGCCCCGGGUGCUGUGGCCGGCAGCGGCGGGAGGCGGAGCCGCGGCGGCGGCGGGAGAGGCUCCGGGAGCGGCGGCGACUCCUUUCGAGGUGGUUCCGCGUUCGGCCGAGGCCGGGUACCUGGUGGCCAAGGUGGUGGCGGUGGACGCGGACGCGGGGCGCAACGCGUGGCUGUCCUACGAGCUGGUGCCGGCGUCGGAGCCGGCGCUGUUCCGCGUGGGGCUGCACAGCGGCGAGGUGCGCACGGCGCGCGCCGUGUCCGAGCGGGACGCGGCCAAGCAGCGCGUGGUGGCCGUGGUGAAGGACCACGGGCAGCCGGCGCUCUCGGCCACGGCCACGCUGCACGUGGUGCUGGCCGAGAGCUUGCAGGAGGCGCUGCCGGAGCUGAGCGAGCGGCCGGCGGGCGCCGAGGCGGCGGCGGCGGCGCUGCAGUUCUACCUGGUGCUGGCGCUGGCGCUGCUGUCGGCGCUCUUGGUGCUGAGCGUGGCGCUGGCCGUGCUGGCGCGGCUGCGCCGGGCCGGGCCGCCCGCCGUGCUGCGCUGCCUGGGCGCGCAGCGCUUCUCGCUGGCCGGCGCCGCCUUCCCGGCCGACUUCUGCGAGGGCACCUUGCCCUACUCCUACAACCUGUGCGUGCCGGCGCCGGCCCGCGCCGUGCCCGAGGCCGCUUGGCCGCCGCCGCCGCCGCCGGUGCCCAUCCUGUCGGCGGAGGAGCUGCUGGGCGGCGAUUCCUGCGAGAAGCCGAGCCUUAGCAGUAGCGCCGUAGGGGAGGAGGUGCUCGCCAAACCCGACCUACCGCAGGUCUGUAAAUCUUCGCGCUUGCACAUUUCGGAUUGA